Molecule: messenger RNA, 906 nt
Organism: Clonostachys rhizophaga
Lineage: Eukaryota; Fungi; Ascomycota; Sordariomycetes; Hypocreales; Bionectriaceae
Source: the annotation of a GenBank genome assembly
AUGGACAACAUGGACGACGUGAAUCACUUUGAAGUCCUUAUUUUAGCCAUGCUCAACGCGCUCAAUGACGAAGAAAAUUAUCUCGUUCCUGUAGAGUCACGGAACCUAGACUCAUAUCAAGCAAGAAUUGCACAUAAUGUUAUUCUUAGAUCUAAGUCCAUUAGAUCUAAGUCUAACGAUCCCAACCCUGGGUUGAGCAUGAACCUAUUCUUCUUUGCCGCAAUACAUGUCUGCCAAAACUUGAUUAGUUCUCAUUCAUUUGCCGACAACCAUUGCCGGAUCAUGGCUAUCGCUUGUGAUAUGUUCUACCGCCUAGACGGAAGCGUCAAGGACCGAUGGGGUCCGCCUCUGUUACCCGUCCGCUGUACCGAGAUUUGGCAGCUCAUUCCCAGUGAGAGAAGUGAAAAAGCACAGCUAUUCCUCCUCGACUGGGAGAAACAAAAUUCAUUUCUCUCACAUCUUGUGAGCCGUGGAUAUCGCAAGGGCCUAUACCUGGGCUUGUGGGAAAUCGGGAGAGCACUGGAACACCCUAUAGAAGAAGGGUGUACUCAAUUAAUGCGCUGCCGAGUGCGGGUAGCCGUGGAGUGGAUAAUGAACUGCGGCGACCUUCUGUUGGCGGCAAUGAGCGAUCAGAAGGACAGCCCCAACAAAGCCAUGCGACCAGGCCCGAUCUACGGGGAAGGACUCCCUUAUCUAAGCCCGGAUCGGUGGGAAUUUUGGAAGAAGCGGCUUGCCGAGUUUCAAGUGAAAUUUCACUUGCACGACGAGACUAGAGAGCGUGUGGCCGCUGUUUUGGAACUGAUGCAGGCGCCGUCCGAAUGCGAGAAGCGCAACUCAUCGCUGGAACGUGCUAUCAAGGAACAACUGGAAAUUGUUGCUACAAAGGAGCGACCCAAGGCAACAUAA